Messenger RNA from Tuber melanosporum (Perigord truffle), 552 nucleotides. RefSeq lists its product as uncharacterized. The transcript has 5 exons. The coding region runs from base 1 to 552 and encodes 183 amino acids. The record is from RefSeq and is a predicted model, not a curated record. NCBI's taxonomy places the organism in Eukaryota, Fungi, Ascomycota, Pezizomycetes, Pezizales, Tuberaceae.
AUGGAAACCCAACUGCUCAGGGGAUCAUCGGUGAAUCAAGUUGUCAAGUUUUACUGGAGCUUCUAUUGUAAGUUAUUUGUAUGCUGUUUUUCCUUGGACCAUGCUGGCCACACAUUGUCGAUGAGUUACAAGUAUACAGCAUUGCGCGCCGAAAGUGAAGAAAAACAUGCUUGCCCGGGAAAUUGCAUUGCCGGUUGUCGACCCAUCCUGAUCCCUGCGCGCCCCAUCCAAAUACAACUACCUACUUGUACUUGUAACUCCCGUGCAACGACCCCAAUAUUUGCCCAACCCGGAGCCCUGAGAAACACAGGGGUCACAAGAAAAAAGGUCUCGCCACGAAAAAGGAGGUGCCUUCACAUCAAGGGCUUUUCUUUCUUCUCUAACCUCCAUCCUUCCCUCUCUUUUGCUGGUCACGGCCAUGUCGAACUUCACCACAAUACUCCCGGAUUCAGGUGCCUAUUGGGCUGCUUAUCACAAGAUUUCAGAAGUGAACCUUCAUUUAAAUAUCUUGGAACGUCUUUGGGCGGCGUGGUACCAAUACAUGGAAAAUGA